CUCAGACAAGGCUGGGGGCGCCUGAGUCAUCAGGGCACUGCCUGAGGCAGAGGGCCCUAGUCGCUUUGCAAGAUACUUCCUGUUAUGGCUCCUUUCCUGGCAACAUCAUUCACUGCAAAAUUUCCUAGGACAGCGGAUGGGGUGGUUGGGAGGAAGAAAGGUGGGGAGUGACAGGGUUCAAAGAGGAGGGAAUGGAGUGACAUUCCAGGGUUACAUAAACGUUCAGAGGCUGCCAAAGAGUAAGGACAGAUAAGUUUGUGGAGUCUGGAAGCCGACUGAGAGCCGCUGUAAAGGAAAGAAGCCACAGCCCAUCCCAGAGCCAGGCGGAGAGGCAGAUGUUCUGAGGACCUAUCGACCAUGGUGUGCGUGCCCUAUCUGCUGCUGCUACUGCUGCCACUGCUGCGUGUGUCUGCGGCCACACCAGAGCCCUGCGAGCUGGACGAAGAAGAUUUCCUUUGCGUCUGCAACUUCACGGAUCCGCAGCCUGACUGGUCUAGCGCCUUGCAGUGUAUGGUUGCUGUCGAGGUGGAGAUCCGUGGCGGCGGCCGCAGCCUGGAACAGUUUCUAAAGAGCGCCGACGCCGACUUGAAGCAGUAUGCUGACACGAUCAAGGCUCUGCGCUGGCGGCGGCUCACGUUGGGAGCUGCCCAGGUUCCUGCUCGGCUUCUGGUCGCCCUUCUGCGGGCGCUCCGUUACUCCCGCCUCAAGGAACUGACGUUUGAGGACCUGGAGGUAACCGGCCCGAUGCCGCCGCCGCCUCUGGAAGCCACUGGGCCUGCGCUCUCCACCCUCAGUCUCCGUAACGUGUCGUGGGCAACAGGAGGUGCCUGGCUCGGCGAACUGCAGCAGUGGCUCAAGCCUGGUCUCAGGGUACUGAACAUCGCGCAAGCACACUCGCUUGCCUUUGCCUGCGCACAUCUCCCCACCUUCCAGGCCCUCACCAGCCUAGACCUGUCUGACAAUCCUGGACUCGGCGAGCGCGGGCUGAUUGCGGCUCUCUGUCCGCACAAGUUCCCGACCCUCCAGGGUCUAGCGCUACGCAACGCGGGGAUGGAGACGCUCAGCAGCGUGUGCGCUGCGCUGGCGGCGGCGAGUGUGCAACCCCACCGACUGGACCUCAGCCACAACUCGCUGCGCGCCACCGCCCCGGGCGCUACUUCAUGUGUCUGGCCCAGCGCACUGAGCUCUCUCAACUUGUCGUUCGCGGGGCUGGAGCAAGUGCCUAAAGGCCUGCCGCCCAAGCUCAGCGUGCUUGAUCUCAGUUGCAACAGGCUAAGCAGGGCGCCGCGGCCAGACGAGCUGCCCGAGGUAAAUAACCUGACACUGGACGGGAAUCCCUUUCUAGACCCUGGAGCCCUCAACCACCAAGAAGACCAGAAGAGCUCCGGUGUGGUACCAGUCUGUGCACGUUCCGCCUUGACCAUGGGGGUGUCAGGAGCCCUGGCACUGCUUCAGGGAGCCGGGGCCUUUGCCUAAGGCCCAGGGGAGAGGGGGGAGAGGAAUUAAUUGGCUCAGAUUGCCCUGGCUCUGGGAGAGCCUCGUCAGGACAUCUCAACCAACCAUCCCUCUGCCCCAUCUUCAUUAAAAUCUUAAACAGCGGGUCCGUGUCAUUCACUCAACAGACGUUUACUGGGCACAUUGCUGGAUAGCGAAUCCAUUAUACUUAAACUUUCUUCAUCCUAACUCCCUAGAAACCAUACCUGCCCUUACUUAGAAAAGAACUACAGGGGCAGAAAGGGCAGGGAAAAGUCACCUGUCUAGGGCUGUGUGGGAGAACCAAGGGUUUCUGCCCAAUGCAGGCUUCCUGAACAGAUUACUGGCACCUGUUAAAGGAUGUUUGAAUGGUAAACAUGCCUAGGAGGAUACAGAAUGUUUCCUCUCUGGUGCAUUUUCCAAGAGUCAGCUUCUCCCUUUCCAAGGUAAUAAAACCCAGAGCCAUUUGCUUAUUCUCACUCUCUUUUUUUUCUCCAACCCCCAGUGAGGAGAGACAGCUAUGCCACUUGUUCUACAUAAGCUCUGAGUUUUAUAAUUUCAGGCUUCCUCUCCUGUAGUGUACAGCCCCUCUGCACACACAGGUACACUGGCUUUCACUGUGUCAUGUAAUGGAGAGUUUGGG
Mesoplodon densirostris (Blainville's beaked whale) is the source of this 2116-nucleotide messenger RNA. RefSeq names its product CD14 molecule (gene CD14). NCBI's taxonomy places the organism in Eukaryota, Metazoa, Chordata, Mammalia, Artiodactyla, Ziphiidae. Bases 358 to 1476 code for a protein of 372 amino acids. Gene Ontology annotation, cellular component: lipopolysaccharide receptor complex; external side of plasma membrane; membrane raft. The transcript is spliced from 2 exons. The record is from RefSeq and is a predicted model, not a curated record. Gene Ontology annotation, biological process: toll-like receptor 4 signaling pathway; inflammatory response; positive regulation of non-canonical NF-kappaB signal transduction. Gene Ontology annotation, molecular function: lipopolysaccharide binding; protein binding.